UGGUUGGGGAAGGGUUUUGCUUUUAUGCUCUGUAUUUGGAAGGCAGAUAAAAUGCCAGGUCUGGACUGCCUCUAGGGAUAACCUUCCCCUUUAGGAUGUGAAGGAGUAACAUCUUGGCUGGAGAAUCCACAGAAAAUUGAUAAGGCAGGCUCUGUUCUUCAGCAUAGGCCUUUUCUACCUUUUGACCCAGCUGUGGUUUUGUAGCAAUUUUGCUUUUGUCCUGAAAGAGGUGCUUUGGAUUAUCAGAGCUCCAUGUACGACAAUUUGUACCUGCAUGGAUUUGAAGAUUCGGAGGCGGAAGAAUAAUGUGAUGUGUUACCCAAGAUGGUGUGAACAGAGCUUCAAGCCAAUGGAGAAGACUAGGCCUAAAUAGCUGUGCCGAUGAAGUGAAAAAUACAGCCACACCUGGAGUAUUCACAUCCUCAGCAGUCAUUCUCAGUGCAAAUGCAUUUAUGGCUGGUUCAGCGGAUUCCUAUACAAGUAGACCAUCUGAUUCAGAUGUAUCGUUGGAAGAGGAUAGAGAAGCAAUUCGUCAAGAAAGAGAACAACAAGCAGCUAUUCAACUUGAAAGGGCAAAGUCAAAACCUGUAGCAUUUGCAGUGAAAACGAAUGUGAGUUAUUGUGGAGCUCUAGAUGAAGAUGUCCCUGUUCCAAGCACUGCCAUCUCCUUUGAUGCCAAGGACUUUCUGCACAUAAAAGAGAAAUAUAACAAUGAUUGGUGGAUAGGACGGCUGGUUAAAGAGGGCUGUGAAAUUGGCUUCAUUCCAAGUCCACUUAGACUGGAGAAUAUCCGAAUCCAGCAAGAGCAGAAAAGAGGACGUUUUCAUGGAGGGAAAUCAGGUGGAAAUUCUUCUUCAAGUCUUGGAGAAAUGGUGUCAGGAACAUUUCGAGCAACACCCACAUCAACUGCAAAACAGAAGCAAAAAGUGACGGAGCACAUCCCACCUUAUGAUGUUGUGCCAUCCAUGAGGCCUGUUGUGUUAGUGGGGCCAUCACUGAAAGGUUAUGAGGUGACAGACAUGAUGCAGAAAGCCCUUUUUGACUUCUUGAAGCACAGGUUUGAUGGGAGGAUAUCCAUUACGAGAGUGACAGCUGACAUUUCUCUUGCUAAGAGGUCUGUCCUAAAUAAUCCCAGCAAGAGGGCAAUAAUCGAGCGGUCAAACACACGAUCCAGCUUAGCUGAGGUACAAAGUGAAAUUGAAAGAAUCUUUGAGUUGGCAAGAUCUUUGCAACUUGUUGUCCUUGAUGCAGAUACUAUCAACCAUCCAGCACAACUUAUAAAGACUUCCUUAGCACCAAUUAUUGUCCAUGUUAAAGUUUCAUCUCCAAAGGUUUUGCAACGGCUGAUUAAGUCUAGAGGAAAGUCCCAAAGUAAACACUUAAAUGUCCAAUUGGUGGCAGCUGAUAAACUUGCACAAUGUCCCCCUGAAAUGUUUGAUGUUAUUCUGGAUGAAAAUCAGCUUGAGGAUGCAUGUGAACAUUUGGCAGAAUACCUUGAGGCAUAUUGGCGUGCUACACAUACAACAAGUAGCACCCCCAUGACACCCCUACUUGGAAGGAAUUUGGGCUCUACAGCACUUUCACCAUACCCCACUGCAAUCUCUGGAUUACAGAGCCAGCGCAUGAGGCACAGCAACCACUCUACUGAGAACUCUCCAAUUGAAAGACGAAGUCUGAUGGCCUCUGAUGAAAAUUAUCACAAUGAAAGGGCCCGGAAGAGUAGGAACCGCUUGUCUUCCAGUUCCCAACACAGCCGAGAUCAUUACCCUCUUGUGGAAGAAGAGUACUCUGACUCAUAUCAGGACACUUAUAAACCCCAUAGGAAUCGAGGAUCACCUGGGGGAUAUAGCCAUGAUUCUCGACAUAGGCUUUGAGUUUGAGAACACGUGGGGGGUGGGGGGAGAAUAGUAUUCAUCAGUUGACAAUUUGCCAUAACAUAACUAGGACAAACUAAUCAUCUUAACUUGGCAGGUCAAGCACAGUUUUUGCUGUGUUUAUCAGCUGCUGUCAUUUGAUGGUAGAUAAAGGGCAAAAAAAAAAAAAAAAAAAGUACAUCAAGCCCUAAUGUUAGAGGGAAAUUAGAUGCCCAAUCAUAUAGUUGUUGUUUUUUUUUUCUUUUGUUCUUUUUUUUUAAUGUAACAUAAAACUACCUUUUUUUUUUAAUGUAACAUUAUAACUAUCUUUUUCUUCAUUAGGUGUUAGACACAUCAGUUUGUAAUUUAGGGUACUUAUCAAGGCACAUAUAAAAUAAUUUCCUGUGCUGGAAAUUCCAAAUGACCAGUUCCAGUUGGAACCAAUUUAUAAACCAAUUCCUGUUGGAAUUUGGGAGAAUCGACUAGAAAGUCUACUUGAGCAUGUUGCAAUCAAUUGAAAAUUUAAAAAAAAAAAAAAACAACUAAUAAAUAACAAAACCACAAUGUUCAAUACAAGCCAAAAAAUAGCUACAGUAUUUGUUUGCUGGGAGCUAAAUUUACACUUAAGGUUGAAAUACAUAAACAUUUUAUUAUGUGUUAACAUUUCUUGAAUGGCAUUUUCAGAUUUAACCAAAUAUAAAAUGUUGAUAGUGCCAAAAAUCUCAUAUUAAUACAGCAGUUACACAGUAUUUAAUUUUUUGUUUUGUUUUGUUUUCCUGGCAUGGCUGUUGCCAUCAAAGUAUUUUUCUUUAUGUUUAGUCACUACCUUAAUUCUAUAGAAGUUGUCAAUGAAAACUGGUAUUUUUACAGCAGUGGGAAAGAGAAUGGCAUUAACAAAACAAAGUAUUACUGGUAUUGUGAAAUAUAAGAUGGAGUGUUGUCCUCCCUUUGAUCAAUCUGAGCACAAAUACACAUGCCCAGGAAUAUAAUGUGAGCUAGGAAAAAAUGUGACAUUCUCUCAUUUGCACUUUCUUCUAGGUGGGAAUUGAUCCAUUCCAGUAAUCACAAACAUAAAUUCAGUACUUACCUGCCAGCACAAUUGAGUACCUUUCCACUGCAUCAUCUAGUCUGUCUUUGAAUGUCUGAUUGUCCCAGCCCUAUAUAGAUAUUUCUUCAUAACCACAUUCAGAAGGAUUUUUUAAAGUAGUCACUUUCAAUUUUGAUAUUGAAAGCAGUGUUUAUACAAAAUGAUGCUAGUAAUAAUUUUUUGAAAUGAAUGAUCAGAUCAAAGAGCUUGCAAUAAAAAAAUAAACAGAAUCAGAAAUACCUGCUCACUAAAAUGAUAAUGCUGACAUUUUUAAUGCACAGAAUUAUAUUAUGAAGAAUUUGGAAAUGAUGCUGCCUUAUUUCUAAAGAGCACUCCUUUUCACCUACUGAGACUUCACAAUUUUUCCAGUGGAUAGACAUUUAUGUAAUUGAAGACCUUGUGUCUUACAUUAUCAAAGAAGCCUUAGAUCCAGUAUGAUCCAAGAAAUUAUUGGAACCAACCAUUUUAUACAACACACCAAUGUCUAUAAAACAAAGAAUUAUUUCUAAAAGUCCAAAAUGCAUGUAUUUUCUAAAAGCCUGACAGGACCAGGCGUAAAAAAAUCCUUUUAUACUGGUUCAUGUCAUGAAACCUAUUUUUGAAAAAUGACAAUUAUUGAUUUUAUAUUAUCUUAUUUUCUUCCCCAAGCAUCUUAAUAUUUAAGCUCUCAAGGCCCAUAUCAAUUAAAUAAUUUUCCUGACCAAGAUAAAAUCUUAUAUUUUCUGGAUCACUUACAAAGAUUUUGACUUCCUUUACAGCUCUCCUUUCUGUGUUCUUCCCCAUCUUCCUUUCUCCUCUUGUUCACUGUGCACAUUUCAUAAUGAUCAUGGUUAGCUUAUAAUAAAUAAGGAUAACUAUUAAUCAUUUAAUUCAGUUAGGUCAGUUGAUACAACUCAAAAAUGGUGUUCAGUAAAAAAAAUUAACAAAUGCAGCACUGACUUUUAGGGUUGUUUUGCCAUCUCUAGAGAAUAUCCAGAUGAUUAGGACCAUCAGUAAAGAUACUCAAAAGAGCUGCAUCCAUUAUUGAACAAAGAAUAAUGUGACAUGUUUUUCACUUUAAUUCAAAGAAUAGAAGAAUAUUGUCCAAUAAUUUAAAAUAUUUAUCACAUGUACAGCACUCAUAUUUGCAUGAGAAAGAAAACACUAGACAAAACAUUUUUCUAUAAGCUUUACCAGUUUUGUUGUGUGCAUUAAAAUAUUACUUGCAAAAAGUACACUGAGAUGUAAACUCUAGACUAGACAGCUGUUCAGCUUUAUUAUGUAGUAAAAUUAGCUAUCUGAUCAUUUAGCUGCUUGAAGAUAUGUACAUUUUAUGGCAGGUAGCUACAACAGCAUUUACAUAUAUUUUUAGACAAACAAGAUGACUAUAUUAUUUCCAAUUUUUUAAAAGUACUUUAUUUUCAAAACCUCUUAAGUCUUUUAAGUCUUCCAUGUCAUGCUAAUAAAGAGGUCCAUUCAAUCAUUAUAUGUGCACAAAAUCAAUCAUUGUGUCAAAUACUUUUGCUUUCCAUUCUUAACCUGAAGUGAACAAUUUUGGAAAGGAUAUCAUGUAUAACAUUGAAUAAUCCUGUUUAAAUACUUUCUUUAAUUUGCCAUAUCUGUCCCCCUCUGCUUUGUGUAUAUGAAGCAUUUAAUCUCCAAAUGAACAACAGGCCAGUUUUCAAACUUCAGUGAUUUUGUGUAAAAAUGGCAUUAAACUGACCUUAGACAAUGAAAUGAAUCAUUUCUGGAAAAUAUUAUCAUGCACUUAAAAAAAAAAAAAAACAACCAAAGUGCAGACACCUUGUUAUUGCUUAAUUUAAAGAUUUUAUUUUAAAAAGUUAACAUUUCAAUAAGCAGGAAAAAUAAUAAGCACUACAAUGUCUGGGGGCCAUUUUUAACCCAUUGUUUAGAGUUAUAAUAUAUAUUAGAACUUCUACAAUGUCAGCCAGCUGUCUUGUGAUAUAUAUUAUGCAAUGGUUUAAUGUGACAUUGUGGAGUUAAAUGUAGUCCUGACUGAAUAGAAAUAAUGCCAAUUUGCCAAUUCUAAUGUUUGACUUUUAAUGGUUAUAAUAUGACUAUAAAAUAAGAGUAAGCAGUUAACUGUUUAACUCCAAUGCAUAAAAGCAGCACCUAGACAUAUUUAUAAGGGAUUAAUGGUUAUUUGUUAUCUUUAUAAAUUUUUAUUGGGAAAAUACUGAUUGAUAAUAAUUUAGAUUCAUAGACCAUGCUAAUAUGACAAUCUUAAUUACAUGAGCAAGUUAAGAUAUUGCACUUAGACCACAGGGAGACUUUUUUUUAAAAUGUAUGACAAAUUCCCGAGAUAAUUAUUUAUUCUUUUCUAAUAGGUUUGUUUUGUUUUUGCUUUGUUCUUUGUGCAAAAUAUAUUUUUUGGAAUCUAUUAACCUCUUCUUACCUGCAUACUUGAAUUUUGUUGUUGUUGUUGCUGUUGGAGAAUUCAUAAUUCAGGAAUAGGAAGGGAGGGGCAAGGGGUGCAAGAGGGAGAAGGAAAGUUAUACCAAAAGUAGGUUUCCAACUUAAAACCUUAAAAGUGAACAUAUCAUGAAAAUUCAAUUGAAAUCCAGGGUGUAUCAAUCAAGAGUACUUCUAGGCAACCUUAAGCUGCAUGCUAAUAGCAUAUUCUCUUGGUUAUACAAUUUUAUUUUGAUGUCUGCUGAAACUUACAAACAAAAAUGUGUAGCCACUAGAAUAAUUUGAUCUAUAUAUUGCUAUUUAUACUACCUCUUCUCUACAGAAGACAGCCUCUCUUUAAGAUAAAAAAAUCUACCGAUAAGUAGUUGAGAUCUUUAUUAUUGCUAACCUUGCUACAAAGUUAAAUGCAUUUUAUAUGCUUAGUUCUACUGUUUUCCUCUAAAUCUUAAAGCUCCGUUCCAAAUUAGCUUGUUUCAUAUUUCUUUCCUUCCUCCCUAAGGUACCUUGCAUUCAGUAAAAGGUUACCUUUAGAUUCCAGAUCAUCUUGAUAAGCUAGUCCUCAUAGGAAGGGAAGGGAUGAACAUUGAUUAGGUAGCUUACUUUUGUGUAAUUGCUGGACUGCUCCCCUGCAAAAGAAAAGCAUUUGUAGGUCCAAAGUAUUUUUCAUAUUCUAAAUCUUUAUGUUCUGCUUGAUUGCAAUUUCAGAGCUUUCUGGACUUUUUACUGCUCUUGUUAACAUUUAGAGCAUACAUUAACCAUUUACUGUGUAAGGCUUUAUAUAAUCUUGGGGUGCCCAUUUUAUCAAAACACACUACACAUAUACAGAAACUUUCCAGAAUAAAUUAAAUGUUUCUUAGCCUUUUUUAAAUUAGCUUUUGAGUUUCAUGACCAUGUUGCAUAUAGUUCUUUUUUGGUUCCUUGAAUCAUCUUAGGACUCACCUAUGAAUGAUUUAUAAAUGAAAACUCAUGUGUGAUUAAAAUUUGUUUAUUUCUGUUUUUUAUGUUUUAUAAGUAGUAUGAAAACUUUAAAAUGUUAUUAUUAUUGCUAUUGUUAGUAAUCCAGAUAUUUCACUCAGGCUGUAUUUACAUACACAGGCCAAUGUGAUUCUUUUGACUAACUUAAGCAACCAAAAGAGUUGACAAGUCAAUAUAACAAUUGCCAAAUGAUAAUUUAGAAUUUUGUUUUUUAAUGACCUGAGUUCAGUCAAAACAGUAAAAUUGGUUUCUACACACUGACAAAACCAUCUCAUCUUUAAAAUAUGUAAUUAUUUUAGAAAAUUUCCUUCUUUAAUUGGAAUAUUUUUUCUCAAAAAAAAUAUGUCUUACUGCAGCUUUCUAGUUAGUUUCUUUUUGUUGCUUAUUUUACCACAAAUACUUUUUUUAAAAAGGACAUUUUGGUAGUAGAAUAGAAAAUAUAUUGUCAGAUGAACUUGUACAAAGGGCUGUAUACUCUAUUUACAAUGAAAAUCAGUUAAAUAAGAUUGAAUCACAAUAGAUUUUUCUCUGAUUUGGGAGACAUUUACAUAUAUGAAACUUUCCCGUUGCAUCUGUUGACCUACAUGGAAUGGGAAAAUAUAAUAGAAAACUUUUAAAAAUGCAUUUACUAUGAUUAAGGAUACAUUUGGUAGCUCCUUUCUCAAAACUUAGAAAGGGUUAAAGUGAAAUUGGUCAGAGAAACAAGAAGUUGGUCUCUAGCUUUACAAUACUUUGGAAGUGGUCUUGGUCUACUUCAAGCACUUAAAAUUUUCAACUAAUGGCUACUAAAUAUACUUGUUUAGGGCCUAGUCCUGAUAUUUACAUGCCAUUUACACACAAAACUCUUACUGAAAUCAGUCUGAGUUCUGUCUGAAUAAGGGAUGUAUUAGAGAUGCAGGAUCAUUAAUGCUAUAUCGUUGCAUACUAUUUUUCAUAUGCCUUACAAAUAUUUUCUGGGACAUUAUUAAAAGAAAAUCAUUUUAUUGCCAAAAUAAACCUUUGUUGUUACUUCUAAUCUGUAUUAGCACUAGAAAAUCAAGUUAUGUAGCAAAUACUAUAUUGUACAGUACAAAAUUAUAAAAUAUAUAUUUUGCCAAUAAUAUGAAAAUAGAGCAAGGAGAAAGAAGCACAUUUGUUAUAGCACAAAUUUACAACAAAAUCCAUUGUUACAUUUGGCAAUCGUAUUUUUGAAAAAGUAUAUAGAUUUAGUUCUAAAGUUUCAUUGAAUUUACUUCAUUUGCCAUCGUUUGCUGCCUGAUACUUUUCCAGCAAUUAAUUUCAUAGCCUUGCAAUCUGUGGAUGUAAAUGAUUUUAUUCUUUGAAAUCGUAUUCCCUUCUAUGGAAACAUUAUAAUUUAUUUUGUGAUAAGACAGCAUAUAAUAUUCACCAUUCUUAUUUCUUUUCCAUUAAUAAUAAGUUAUAAAUGCAGGUGAGCUCUUAUUUAGUGCUCAUGUGUAUUUUUGGUAUGCUUAAGUAAUUUAACAUUUUCCUAGCCCAAGGUCUGAAUGAUCAAUAAUAAAUCUGUCCCAACAAUGUACUAGUAUUUAGGAUAUUCUUUAAUUUGUCUUGCCUCUCAGUGCAGCUUUAUUUGGAAAAACACAAAUAAAACCUCAUUAGCUAUUUUGAAGAGAAAAGAUAAAAACUUAAAUAAAUACUCAAAGAUAUCACCUUAAAAUAAUAAAAUUAUAUAAAAACUAUUCCCCCAACUAUAGGCCUUGGACUAUUGAUCUCCCAGGCUAUUGCCACAUUUCCUCUUACGGGGUUAAAAAUUAAAUAUAUAUAUUGCCUUUACUAAACCAAAAGAGUUAUAAAUAUUUCUUUUCUUAUUUUAUUUUUAGACUAAUUUAUCUCCUCCUAUUUUUACUUCUAUAGAUAUGUGUAGCAUUCUACAAGGCAUGCUGGGUAAAAUAUACUAUGCAAAUGUGUACAGUGUCGCAUGUUUUGCUUUCCCUCUGCUUUAGUGGCUUUAAAGGAAAAAAAAGUGUUGUUAUUUUUGUGAACAGAAACAUUUAUCAAAGAAAAUGCAGACUGCAUGCUUACAGUAUUCUAAUUUCUAUCGAUUUGUUUUAUGGAAUUUAGAUGUGUACAAAUCAACUGCAUUAAAAAAAAACAAACCUUUCUUUUCUACAAUAAAUGAAAAAGAAAACAUCCAAA
Molecule: messenger RNA, 8481 nt
Organism: Antechinus flavipes (yellow-footed antechinus)
Lineage: Eukaryota; Metazoa; Chordata; Mammalia; Dasyuromorphia; Dasyuridae
Gene: CACNB4
Product: calcium voltage-gated channel auxiliary subunit beta 4
Exons: 14
Coding region: 453-1874 (473 amino acids)
Biological process (GO): regulation of voltage-gated calcium channel activity; neuromuscular junction development; chemical synaptic transmission
Cellular component (GO): voltage-gated calcium channel complex
Molecular function (GO): high voltage-gated calcium channel activity; protein binding
Source: RefSeq, a predicted model, not a curated record